This is a messenger RNA of Periconia digitata, 1967 nucleotides long. NCBI's taxonomy places the organism in Eukaryota, Fungi, Ascomycota, Dothideomycetes, Pleosporales, Periconiaceae. The record is from the annotation of a GenBank genome assembly.
GUAAAACUCCGGGGUUUCUCCGAUAUCGAUAACGGAUAUUUUGUUCGACCCUCGACUCACAUUGUCCCGCAUUCACCACCAAGAUUUGCCCACUCAAUUACACAAUGCCACCCAGAGCAAGAGGAAGAGGAGGCGCGCGUGGCCGAGGCUCAGGUCGAGGGGGAGCGGCAUCCUCUGGCCGCACAGAUACAACCACACAACCCUCAGAGCCUGCAAACGCGGAAGUUGUUGAACCCUCGGAGCCUGCAGUUGUCCCGAUGAAUGAAGGCGGCGCAGAAACAAAUGUUGCGCCUACUGUCGAAUCUCAAUCUACAGCUUCAAUUUCAGCUUCGCCUAUGGCGGCGCCCACCAGUUCCACUGUCAACAGACCUCCAAGACAGAGACUGGACAGUCUGAAAAGUUCCGAACCUGCUUCACGAUCCGCAUCACCUUCCGUACGUCGCGGAGCAUCUACACGAGGGAAAAAGCCCGUAGCUCUUCCAACUUUCAGCGGCCGACGCAGUAAAGAAGAGCGCGACGCCCGUACCGCUGCCGACAAGCAGAGAGAGAUUGAGAGGAAUAAGGAGCGCGAUAGACAAGCUGAGCGGAGAAAAGCUGUAAAAGAGAGAGAUGCUAAACGACUGGCAGAACGAACAUCACGAGGAAGAGGUGGCUACAGCGGAGCUGUUAGUGGACCUUUCUCCAUGCAAAGCGCUCGACAAGACAAAAGAACUGUGCACCGGAAUUUCGGGGGCUCUGGGUCUGGAUCUCGGGCCACACGCGUCAAGGAUGAAGAUGACGGAUCUGGAGGGCCAUCCAGAAGGUUCGGCGGCGCAUCGGGAGGCUCUUACAUCAAGAGAGAAGGCGGUGGAGAGGACUCAUCUGACGACGAGAACGAAGUGGAUGCCCAAUUUCCACGAAAAGACAUCGAUCUUAUCGAAUUGUCCUCCGAUGAAGAGGAUACUAAUGCUGCAUCAAAACUUCGAACACAUCUUCCGGUCCGCAUCGGUAGAAAGGAGCACAAGGAACGUGUAGUGGGAAUCAAUACUGACGCGAGUACGGAAACCUCGGCCAAAAUACUUCAAGAGGCGGAUAAAGCCGGCGAUGCACUACCGACGAACACGAACGGAGACGAAACAUCACACCAAACGAAGGGAAAAGGAAAGGCAAAUGCAAGUGACUUGGAGGUCACAGGAGAGCGAAAGAAUAUUAGAGGCACCGGUCAAGAAUUCGAGGCUGAGGCAAAGAUCAAGUCUGAACCAACCAGCGAUGACGAAGAGAUGGUCGACGCAGAGCAGGUUGGCAUCUCAACAGACACGCCUUCGGUAGCGAAGAAAGAGGAGUCGCCCGCGGCAGAAAGGAAACCAAGAAGGCGCGAAAAACAACCCCAUCUUCAGACAGACGAAGAAAAAGCUGAGUGGGCACGUUUCCAGGCAAACAUGGAACAUGUGAGAGCCGAACUGGGACCAGAGGACGACCCCACUGUCGACGCGUCUGGUGAUGCAACAAUGACCGAUGCGGCAGCUAAUGCUAGCAAACCGAGUCGCCGCGACAACCACGUAUAUCUAUUCCAAUUACCGCCUGUUAUACCCGAACUCAAAGGCCCCUCCAUCAAGAAAGAGUCCUCAAACGGCACAUCCAAGCCUUCCGAGCCUCAGGUCCCAAAGAAUGGUGAGGCCGCGUUGGUUAAGAAGGAAGAAGAAUUCUCCAACCCGCUUGGCAGUAUACCAGAGGGACCAACAUUCGUCAGUGGUCGUGUAGGGAAGCUGCGGGUCCAUCAGUCAGGACGGACUACAUUGAACUGGGGUGGCGUCGAUCUCGAGCUGACACCUGGAAAACCGGCGUCCUUUUUACAAGAAGUUGUGUCUAUCAGCCAUUUUUCGGAAGAACAGCAAGUCGCGCCAGAAGACGGUGGGAAGGUGUCCUGCUUUGGACGUGUCAAGGGAAAAUUUGUUGUCACGCCUGACUUUUCGUCGAUAUUUGGAUGA